AUGAAUGAAAUGAAUACAAGUGUUACAAGUUCAAUAACAUCUGGCAUGUUGCUUGAUAAUAUUCAAAAUUAUACUAAUACAAUGACAAAUGCAUCAAAUGAAAUAUCUGAAACAUAUAUGAAUUCUACAGAAGAAAAUGAAAAUAUUCAAUUAUGGAAUGUUUCUAAGGCCGUAACGUCAUUGCCCAAUAAUACAGUAAUUUCCUUUGAAGCUUCAAGUACCAAUAUAUAUGUAUCUACAACAACAGAAAUUUUUGAUGAAUUUGGACCUCCAGAUGGAAUAGAAUACAUUUUUGUACCACUUGGUGUAGUGGUCUUUGUUAUUAUAUUAUCAGCUGUGGUAUGGGUAAUAAUUAUAUCAAGGAAAAGAAAAUUGGAACGUUUAAGACAUAGACUCAUGCCAAUGUAUAAUUUUGAUCCUGGUGAAGAAGAAGAAGAUGAUUGGGAAACUGAAUUAUUAGAAGAAUGUUACAAUAAUCAUCAAAGACGUCAAGGAUAUCAAUCUAUGGAUACAGAAGAAAAUGCUGAACUAUUUGGAAAUCAUUGACAAAACAUUUGUAAUAGUUUAAAAACUUUGUAUUACUUAUUACUAAUUGUCUUAGAUUAAAAAUCACAUUUAGUA
Apis cerana (Asiatic honeybee) is the source of this 621-nucleotide messenger RNA. RefSeq lists its product as uncharacterized. NCBI's taxonomy places the organism in Eukaryota, Metazoa, Arthropoda, Insecta, Hymenoptera, Apidae. The record is from RefSeq and is a predicted model, not a curated record.